Ornithodoros turicata is the source of this 1308-nucleotide messenger RNA. RefSeq lists its product as uncharacterized. The transcript has 3 exons. Bases 106 to 1122 code for a protein of 338 amino acids. The record is from RefSeq and is a predicted model, not a curated record. NCBI's taxonomy places the organism in Eukaryota, Metazoa, Arthropoda, Arachnida, Ixodida, Argasidae.
UAUAUCACGUGACCCAGCACGCAGCACGUGCAGGGAUCGAAGAAGAAUCUAGCUCUCCUGGCCUGACUGGUCGACCUCCGUUUAUAUCCUCAAAGAGUAUACACGAUGGCACACGUUGUCCUGGAAAGCGACUUCGCGGUGGAGAAUAUUCUGCAGUUCGUCGACGUAGAAGACCUGUUCGCCUGUUGCGAAGUUAGCAAGGCCUGGCAAGAAGCUGGACUUAAAAUGAUUCGUAACAAGCUGGUGUCCGUCUCCGUUGGUUGUGUGGCCGUAAGUCGUUUUCAGUACGUAUAUACCUACCAGACGUCACAAGAAGUUAUCCGUCGCCGCAAAUUGCAGGACACGGACCAGGGGGCCGCAAUUCCGAACGACGAUGAGAGGCACAUCUGUCCAGAGAUGCUGUGCUCAAAGUUCACACGCUAUCGCAAUAUCGCUGGAAUGGCAGGGCUCCGUCCUACGCUGGUCUUCCUCUCGCACGACGUAGAUCUCUCACAGAACAAGAGUGUGGUGGACAGCGUACGGAGACUCCUUCCGAAGGAUUCCGUGAUAGUCUAUUUCAAGUUGGAAGUGAUCCGUACUCAGGAUGGCAUGGAAGACAAGGGUCACGAAGGCAUAGUCGGGGAGUUCGUCUUCCGUACCGAUGCUGGGCUCCUCACCCCGGAGAGGGCGUCGGCCAUUGCUAAGAGGCCAAUGAUUCCACCACCAUCAUCAGAAGGCGGCGCGGUCUUUCAUAAUUUGUUUCCGGGCGUCCUCGUCUUCCAGGCUCUCCACGUGACGGAUGCUAACUUCGAAGGUCGCGCUGUCACCAGCUACUUCACAGAGUCGACCACUAAGCGCAUUAUACAGGUGACAUCUGUGGCCAUCCCGUGCACCAUGCAGAGUACACGGUUGAAGCUAUUCAUGAAGCGACUUCGUGACAACUUUGGUGAAAGCUGCAACACCAUCGCAGUUGCCUUCCCUCGAGAUCGAGACGAGGCAGUGCCAGAGCUGGAGGCGUUCGAAGUGGCCUUCCCAACUGUCCCCGUACUCGCUAAUCAAGCGACUGAAUUCACGGUUGACGGCCAGUUCGCACCCCUUAACCGACUCAAGCUCAUCUUCUUGCUCAUCAAACUUCUCGAGUGAAUCUCGUAGCCAUCUUGGACGUAGCUGGCAUGUUUAUUCGUAAUCAUUUUGUAAAUCGAAUGCAUAUAGUACUUACGCCAAUAUAAAACAAGUAUAAUAUACCACCAUUCAUACCACUUUUGCAUGGAACACAAACGGACUCGUUAUUCCAGGGAUAGGUCCUAACCACUUUAUGAAAAUCUGCCC